Messenger RNA from Hemibagrus wyckioides, 3893 nucleotides. It is a transcript of the gene mycbpap, whose product is annotated as mycbp associated protein. The record is from RefSeq and is a predicted model, not a curated record. The transcript has 19 exons. Bases 267 to 2798 code for a protein of 843 amino acids. NCBI's taxonomy places the organism in Eukaryota, Metazoa, Chordata, Actinopteri, Siluriformes, Bagridae.
CGCUACAACAACAACACCAACAACACAAAGCCAGAAAGUUUCGUUUUGCUCCGAGUGCGCUUAAAAUAUUGAAGUUAAACUCGACAAGAAAUUUAGUCGCAGAAAUAUUGAUUAAAAUACUCUUUAACCUUCAGGUUCCGCCUUUGUUUUAAAACAAGGUUGUCUCUGUAAUGCAGUGUAACUGAAAAUUGAGAUUAAUAUAAUGCAUAUAAGACUUUAUUAUACAUGUACAGUGAUAUCACUGUUAAUUAAAAGUAAUUAUUAAAAUGGCCAAUGUCGAGAAAGCGGCUAAAGGAACUAGAAAAGAGAGCAGACCUCCUGAGGGAUCAUCACAUGAUAAGAAGCGUGGGAAAGCAUCAGAUGAGUGUCAGUGUGCUGUGAAUGAGGAGCAAUGGAUGAGUCCCACUGUGAAUGAUGAGGACAUCCUGAAUCUGGCCAUCAGACCCAAACACCUACAGAAGUCUCAGUUCACACAGCUGCGAGCCCCUCGACCCCCAAAAGACUCCCAAAAGCCCAGAGCGACAAGCCGCGUGCUGGUCCGUAAGACCCGCUCUCCUGAUGACCUCAGUACUGGUGUUAGGGUUGCCAUGGCGAGGCUCCUCCCAAAGAAUGCUGAACUUCAGCCACUGGAUUAUACUGAUCCUGGAGGGCCACGCUUUGAUGCCCAGGGCAUGGUCCUGCCGCACAGCAUCCUGGGAAGUCUGGAGGACUUUAGGAAGGAGAUGGAGGCUAGAGGAGAGAUGGAGCUCGUUAAGAGAAUUCCUGAUGUGAACAAACAACAACCUUUGGGCUGUGGAGGACAGAAACCUGAAGAGAAGACCAAAUCUCGUCUACACUAUGGGCAGGACCAGCAAGGACACGCCCUUAAUCACUGGUCUUAUCACAUGGCAGAGAGACGCCGGCAGAAGAACUUCAUCUCCAAUUUGUUGCAGAAACCGGUGGAGGAUCUGCUGAUGAACCAUUCGAACAGAUUCAGAGAAACUCAGGAGCAGAGGGAACUGAUUAGCCGAAGACUUCCCGCAUUACACUAUGGACAUGGUGCCCGUGUGGGCAGUGAGUUCUGGAGUGUUCCACAGCAAUUUGGGGAUGAACUGAGUGGAAUCACAGCCACACUGACCCAGCAGGAGAGAGGACACGUGAAACCCAUCACACACAUCACACAGCCCCAUAUAACACGCCUGGAGUCUGGUAAUGUCCUAUCUGAGCGCUCAGCCAGUAGAGUGUGGAGUCACAGUCAGUUCCUGAAGCAUCGCCAAAAUGAGCUCAGAAAUGUACUGAGUGACCUCGAAUUCAAUCAGCCUGAGAUGGAUGGGUUGGAGAUUGUGGGCACUAGUCAACCUUUCACCUCUGAGUCAGUGGAAUUCUGUAGGAAGCUGGAGCAGAAUGAGGAGGACAGGAGCGAGGGAGAGCAAAAAGAGAAUGAGGACCCACUGGCGCUUUUUGAUGAUGUCAUGCUAGAUGUGGAGCUGCUUCCUGCUCUGAGGAUCAGUGGUGAACUGGCAUGCUGGACUGGAAGCACCACCUCUCAUCAGGGAGAGGUUGGUGUCUCUGUCUGCCUGACAUUCGAGGCUGUGGUGGGUGAGAGCACAUGUUCUCACCUGGAACUGAAGAAUGAGGGAAGCACGGCCAUCUACUACAGCUGGCAGAAACUGGAGCUGCCACAUAGCUUUCCUGAGGCCAAAACACAUAUGCACACUCAGCAAUUUUACUUUAACACAGCAACAGCUGUGAUACUGCCAGGCGAUAUCAUGAGAAUUCUGUUCAUCUUUAAGACUGUGAGCCCUGGGAUCAUGACAGAGGCAUGGAAACUGCACACACACCCUGUGCUGAUGGGCGGAGCCAUACUUCAGGUCACACUAAAGGGCAUGGCUCUGUACCAAGACAAAACUGCUGAACGGAGAACAGCCCUAGAGAUGGAGCUGGAGCAUCGAGUGGCUAUGUCAGUCUGCAGGUCUGUGGUGUUCGAGUUGCUGCAUGGGAUUCAUACUCCAGAAAGGCCAAGCUCACCAGCUCAACUCUAUAUGACAGAGGAGGAGCAAUUUAAUGCCCAGAAUCCGAAUCUACACUAUCAUCAUGAGCCAGUGGAGGCAUUGAAGGGCCUGUGGGAGCAGGCAAAAUGGUCAAAGGUCAAAGAGUCCAGAGCAACAGAGGACGUCUGGGAUCUGUGUUUGAGCAGUCUUCAUCAGGUGGUGAUAUGUUUGCCAUCAGAAGACGCUGAUACACAGGAGGACAGUGCAGGACUGAGCAAGGAGGAAGCUCUCAGCAGAUACAACACGUUACUGCUGCGACUCCACCAAUCACAGCCCGCCUCCAUCCCUCUCACACUGCAUCAAAUAGGGCUGCAGUUGUGGAGGGAGAUGUUGGAUGGUUUAGCCAGUGAAGCUCAGAGGCUCAGACAUGUGCUAGGACUUCCUGAAAACCGUAACUGGGGAGAGACACAGCAUGAAUUAGACAGCAAGGAAGAGCCAAAGAAGGAGGAGGUGAUGGAAAGAAAAGCAGUGCCACUGAUUAAAGGAAAGGAGGAGAAGAAAGGAGCAGCCAAACCUGCAGCCAAGGACAAACCUGCAGAGGAGCAAGGCCGGACUAAGAACAAGCCCAAAGAGGAAGAGAAGGUGUUGGGUUUGGAGAAGGAGAUGAACAUGCCCACACAACAACAAGAAGACAUCAAAGCUGAACUACAGCAAAGAUACCGAUACACCCUACACCGGCAGGUGUAUGUGCUUAUGGAGAAAAUGAUUGAUUCUCUUGGAGAUCUCUUCGAGGGACAAAUCCAAGAAAACCUCCACAAAAGCAACUGAAACAUUUCUCUCUAUCAUUUAUCACAGUGCGCGUGCACACACACACACACACACACACACACAUACACACACACACACACACACAUACACACACACACACAGAUCUGCACCCGGCAUCAGUGUUACUCUAGUGUAUGUCAACACUAGAGAUGUUUCUAAUAGAGAGAGCCUUUUUAUAGCCCUCUGUCUCCAUGAUUGCUGUUUUCUUCAUUCAUUCCUGAAUGAAUGUCUCUCUUUAUCCCAACCCAUUCUUAUAUGCCCUGUCUCAUCCCCUAUCCAUCCACACAAAUCAUAUCUGGAUCCCAACCCCAUCCUUGCAAAGUCCUAUCUUCAUCCUCACAAGUUUUCUCACCUAUAUUCCUACCUCAUCCUCACAAAGUCUUAUUUCCAUUCUCACAAAUAUCAUCUGUAUCCCUACCUCAUCCUCACAAAGUGCACUCUCUCCAUCCUCACAAGGUUUCUCACCUAUUUCCAUACCUCAUCCUUGCAAUGUCCCUUCUCCAUCCCUUACCCAUCCUCACAACUUUUAUCCAUAUCUCUACCUCAUCCUCUCAAAGUCCUGUCUCCAUUCUCACAAGUUUUAUCUGUAUCUUUACCUCAUCCUCACAAAGUCCUGUCUCCAUUACCUCUCCAUCCUUACAAGUGUCAUCCAUAUCCCUACCUCAUCCUCACAGAGUCCCAUCUCCAUCCUCACAAGUUUGAUCCAUAUAACUAUCUCAUCCUCACAAAUUGUUCUCUUUAUUCUGACAAGUUUUCUCACCUAUAUCCCUACCUCAUCCUCAUAAAGUCCCAUCUCCAUCCUCACAAUUUCAUCUAUAUCCCUACUUCAUCCUCGCAAAGUCCUGUCUCCAUCCUCACAAAUCUCCAUCCUUAUGCAAUUUUUCCAAUGUCAUUUACAAUCCCAUCGUAUUCUCAGAAAAAAACAUCUCUAUCUCUGACCAAGCCUCGUAAAUCCUGUCUUGUCCUCACACUGUCGGUGUGACUGGAACCAGUACACCUGCUUUCAUAUGUACUGGAGGUGUACUGGAUUUACAGCUCUUUAUAAGUCGAGUGUUUAUGAGUUUAAAAAAAUCUUAUUAAAGGAGUUUUCCUUUC